Symbiodinium pilosum is the source of this 1341-nucleotide messenger RNA. Lineage: Eukaryota; Dinophyceae; Suessiales; Symbiodiniaceae. The record is from the annotation of a GenBank genome assembly.
AUGGCCUUCUCCGGCUGCAGCAUCACCAGCGGACUCGGCCGCGGCCUGGUGACGGACACCGGCAUGAACACCCGUAUCGGCCGCAUUGCCAAGCUCAUCUCCGGCGAGGAUGGUGGACAGAAGACCACGUGCUUCUGCUUCCCAGACACAUCCGGAAAUCAGACGCCGCUGCAGCAAAACCUCAACAAGUUAGGCGCCCGCAUUGGCGUCCUGGCAAUCGUCAUCUGCGUCGGCAUCUUCAUCAUCGGCUGGGUCACGGACCGCAAGGAUCCUUCGAAUCCCGAGAGCGCUGCCACUUUGGGCGCACCGCGCAUGCUCGAGCUGCAAGCUGAGGCUUGGCUCUACAUGAUCCUCGUGUCCGUCACCCUGGCAGUGGCCGCCAUCCCGGAAGGCAUCCCGCUCUGCGUGACGAUCUCAUUGUCGAUCGGCUGCUCGGAGCCCCGGCUACCGAAAGUGGUGGGAUCUCAGGUCAACCAGGAGGUGCUGGUCCGAAAGCUGGCGGCCGUCGAGACCUUGGGCUCUGCCUCCGUCAUCUGCAGCGACAAGACAGGAACCCUCACUGAAGGCAAGAUGACCAUGGUUGGCAUGUACACAGCGGGCGUCACCUACGACGUGACCGGCAAGGGUUUCGACCCGGAGGUGGGUCAAGUGCAGCGCAGUGGCAGCAACGCGGACAGCGGCAAGGACAUGGGCGUGAAGAGCAACCUCCUCACAGCCAUCCUUUGCUGCAACACCACGUUGUCCAAAGAGAAGGAUGAGGACGGAGUGAUGAAGUGGACGCCCAAGGGCAACUCCUCCGAAGCGCCGAUCGUGGUUGCAGCGCGCAAGGUGGGGCUCUCCGAGACGAUCGCCAGCGACACGGCUUGCAUCGGGCAUGGGGAGCACUGCGCCACCUGGAUGCUGGAUGGAGGGAAAUGGAGCGUGCAACGAUGCGAGUACCCGCGCGUUCUGGAGGUGCCCUUCUCGUCCUCCCGUAAGAUGAUGCUCACCGUGUCGAAGGUGAAGGGCACCGAGCUUUGCCCGGGCGGUAUGCCUCUGCCAGCAGGCCACGCUCCCAACUACAUCAUCGACCUUUGCUCGGAGCAGCUGAAGGAGGAUGGCAGUGUCGCCAAGCUGACGGACGAUGACAAGAAGGAGAUCCUGAAGAUUGUGGACGGCUACUCCGCUCGCGCCCUCCGAGUGCUGGCCAUUGCUGCGAGGCCCAUGAGCUCCCUUCCGUACGACGAGAACAACGAGGAUAUCUCCACGGACCAGAAGUUCGAAGCCUGCCGAAAGCAGCUGCGUUUGAUCGGACUGGUUGCAUCCAUCGAUCCCGAGAGCAGCUCGUCUACAAACACCUAG